Messenger RNA from Cyphellophora europaea CBS 101466, 663 nucleotides. RefSeq lists its product as uncharacterized. The coding region runs from base 1 to 663 and encodes 220 amino acids. The record is from RefSeq and is a predicted model, not a curated record. The transcript is spliced from 2 exons. NCBI's taxonomy places the organism in Eukaryota, Fungi, Ascomycota, Eurotiomycetes, Chaetothyriales, Cyphellophoraceae.
AUGGCCAAAAAGACAUCCUCAAAACCCAUGCUGUUACCGGUCCUGAUCCCAAUAGCCAUCGCAUUGGGCGUAUACUUGCUAUUAUUCCACCUGCUCAUACCAACAUGGCGCGCCCACCGUGAGCGCUACCGACAAUAUCUCCCACUUCACACUUCCUCCCAGAUCUCCUCUCGCCUUCCCGCCUUCCUCCACCCCCAGACUCUCUCGCGGGGCAUGCACUCCAUCGUUUUACGCAUCUUCUUUCCCAGCACCUGGGCCCUCAGCCGAUACCAGGACCCCUCCACAUCAUCCCGCCCCAACGACCCCAGCAGUACCACCCACCGCCGCACCUCCACCUCUUCUUUUGACCUUGACGAUGAGUCAGGCGAGGCGAUGAUCGGCUUCGACGUUCCCCGUGCGGACACAGAUUCAGCCGCAGAUCCUCGCGAGGCCAAUCGCCGACGCCGUGAAAACAUGGAGCGCUUUGCUGGGCGCAAUAUGGCCUUCGCGCGAGGCAUGGCCGGUGCUGAUGACGGCAUCCGGGAAGGACGCAGCGCAUUACAUCCCGAACGCAGAUUGAAUCGUGAACUAGAAGCGGGUUUCAUGGACGACAGCGAAGACGAUGAGGAGGAUGACAGCCGAGGUGUCACGGUGGGGAGGCAAAGCUUCAGUGCCAGCCGAUAG